Messenger RNA from Bolinopsis microptera, 1690 nucleotides. RefSeq names its product synphilin-1-like. The transcript is spliced from 5 exons. The coding region runs from base 51 to 1616 and encodes 521 amino acids. Gene Ontology annotation, molecular function: protein binding. Gene Ontology annotation, biological process: regulation of mitotic cytokinesis; mitotic metaphase chromosome alignment; positive regulation of microtubule polymerization. Lineage: Eukaryota; Metazoa; Ctenophora; Tentaculata; Lobata; Bolinopsidae. The record is from RefSeq and is a predicted model, not a curated record. Gene Ontology annotation, cellular component: spindle pole.
UUACAUUAAUCGUAGGAUGAUAGAGUUGUCAUGGUAACGUGAGAUGCUACAUGGGGAAACACCUACUGAUUGCCUGCGCAGUGGGAGACUUACAGUGGCUUCAACUCUGCGUGGAAAAGGGUGCAGACCCAACAUUUGUUAACAAUGAGGGUUGGAGUGCUCUCCACAUGGCGGCUAUGAACGCCAAGCUGAACUGUUUGCAGUUCCUUAUUGACAACCUCAAGAUUGAUGUGGAUAUAACAAGUGAAACGGGUUGGACCCCACUCCAUUUAGCGAGCAGAGCUAAACCUGAGACUGACGCAUUGGACUGUGUUACCUUCCUUCUCAAUGAAGGAGCAGAUGUUAAUAGAGCAAACGAAAUGGGCAUAACCAGUGUGCACCAAGCUGUCUCAGCGAACAACCUCAAGUGUCUCUCUACUCUCGUAAAGAACGGAGCGAGAGUCGCUUGUACGGAUAAGCGUGGACUCCAGCCAAUUGAUGUCGCAAAGGUAUGGGGGCAUUCCGAGUGCUCAAAGUAUCUCGAAAAUGUGAUGUGGUAUGAGAAGAAGCGAGAAGAAGAGUCGACGAGAAGAAGGUGGGUCUUGGAGCACAAAAAAUUACUGGACGAGGAGAUAAAGAAAUAUGCCGACGCAAAACGAUCGGACAAAGUUCAUCAUGCAUACAAAUCUUGGAUUGAUAAAAAGAAACUUGGCAGUCCAAAACUUCCUUCUCAUUCUGAGGCAAGAGCUCGUCCACUCACGUGUUACAAGGAAGAAGUUAUUCACGAUUUCCACCGUAAACAGUUAUCUAAGAAGAUUCAAGAGAAGGUGAGCAGUCCAAGACCUCGUCAAUUUAGUCCUAGACUUCAACUUGAGAGAGUUAAGAAAAUACAGGAGCUGAGAAACACGAUAACAUCGCGUGAUAUUAUGGGACAAUCACGUGACGAAUCACCGGUAAAAUCGCGUGACGUUCCGAAAAAAACACGCGACGUCACCAUUAAAUCUCGCGACGUCGCAAUAAAAUCACGCGACGUCACCAUCAAAACACGCGACGUCACGUUAGAACCUAACAAGGUUGUUUCCAACUCAACUGUCACUGCACCUGCUCCUAGGGGUAUUGAUAACAUAACCCGACCGUCCGUAAAAUCACCCGAGGAACUCAAACCAGGAAUAAAAUUAAGUACCAAGUCAAAAGAAGACGAAUACUAUCACCAAUACAGAAUCUCUAAAUUAGCAGAGCCUAAACAGCCUUGUAACCGGAGAAAACGCCGGAAGAAAAAGUCCCUCAAAACAUCACCAGAGGAGCCACUCUACUAUCCUGUUAGAAUAGAUAACUACUUCUCUCCUUCCUCUUCCACCCCCGACUCUGGGUACGUGGAGGAACCAGUCAGCCCACCUCCUGAGGAGACCGACUCUCUUAAAGUUGACGAGUUUAAUGAACUUGACAUUGUUUCGGUUGAUUCUGAAGAAUCUCAGAUCCCGGAAAAACUGGUUAAGGAGGCUAGUAUUGUUGACGUCGGAAAUAAGUCAGUCCGGUUCAGUGAAAAUGUCUUUUAUGAUACGGAGCAUAAUUCAGUGUCUUUUGGAAAUACGUUUGAACAUUUGCGCAGCUGUAUUAAAGCUAAGAAUAUACAUUGAAAUUGAAUGCCAUAACUUGAUUAUGAAGAUGUUGUUAUUAUGAAAAUUCAAUUUUGAAAUUUAUUCGAAUUAAA